UGUUGUUGCAAAAUAAUGCCGGCUCGAUCAAUUCCCGCGCUUGCUCUCCUCCUUCCGGUUUGAGACGAAUGCGGCCUCCGCUUCCCCUCCUCCCGCCGCACCUCCUCCGCCGCCUCGACGGCCGCACCCUCUCCACGCCGCUGCUCGACCCCCUCAUCCGCACCACCUCUUCCUCGCCCUCCACCCCGCACCACUCCUUCUCCCUCUACCUCCUCCUCCUCCGCUCCGCGCUGCGGCCCUCCCACCUCACCUUCCCCUUCCUUGGCCGCGCCGCCGCUCGCCUCGCCUCCCCGCGCCUCGCCCUCUCGCUCCACGCGCACCCGCUCCGGCUCGGGCUCCUCCCCUGGGACAUCUAUGUCGCGAAUUCACUCGUCCACAUGUACGCGGCCUGCGCGCUCCCCGACCUCGCCCGCCGCCUAUUCGACGAAAUACCGCGGCCGAACCUUGUUUCCUGGAAUGCCCUUCUCGAUGGCUACGCCAAGUGCCACGACCUCCUCUCCGCCCGCUGCGUGUUCGACCGGAUGCCCCAGCGGGACGUGGUCUCCUGGAGCGCCAUGAUCGACGGGUGCGUCAAGUGCGGGGAGCAUCGUGAGGCGCUGGCGUUGUUUGAGAUGAUGGAGACCACGGGGGCUGGCAAUGGUGUUAGAGCGAAUGAUGUCACAAUGGUCAGUGUGAUAGGCGCGUGUGCUCAUCUGGGGGACCUUGGGCGGGGAAGGCAGAUGCAUCGGUACCUUCAGGAGCGUGGCUUCCUGCUGAACCUCAGGCUCGCCACCUCUCUUGUGGACAUGUAUGCCAAGUGCGGGGCAAUCAGCGAGGCGCUUGAGGUGUUUCGGGUCGUGCCAGUGACCAGCACCGAUGUUCUGAUAUGGAACGCUGUGAUUGGUGGACUUGCAGUGCAUGGGUUGAGCAUGGAGUCGGUGGAGAUUUUCCAGGAGAUGCAACAUUCUGGUGUUGUCCCAGAUGAGAUCACAUACCUUGGUUUGUUAAGUGCUUGCGUACAUGGUGGUCUAGUGGGUGAGGCCUGGAGGUUAUUUCACUCACUUGAAGCUCAAGGGCUCAGACCACAUGUUGAGCACUAUGCUUGUCUUGUAGAUGUGCUUGGUCGAGCGGGCCGCUUGGAGGAAGCAUACGGUGUUGUUAAGAGUAUGCCAAUGGAACCCAAUGUGUCUGUACUUGGUGCUCUCUUGAAUGCAUGCCAUCUGCAUGGAUGGGUAGAGUUGGGGGAGGUAGUCGGCAGGCAGCUUGUUCAAUUGCAGCCAGAUCAUGAUGGCAGGUACAUUGGGUUGUCCAAUAUCUAUGCUAUUGCUAGGCGGUGGCAAGAGGCAAAGAAAGCAAGAAAGGUGAUGGAGGAGAGAGGAGUGAAAAAGAUCCCUGGGUUUAGCGAGAUUGAUGUCGGUGGAAGGCUCCACAGGUUUAUUGCCCAUGACAAGGCUCAUUCUGGCUCAAGAGAGAUAUAUGCGUUGCUUAAUCUUAUAACGGUGGAGAUGAAAAUGAAGGAUGAUGUUGCCAUUCCAGAGUACUUCUUACAUACAGAUAGGACAAUGGGUGCCUAAUGGAUCUCUCAAAAGUAAGUUCUGCAGCAUUCUGAUCAUGCAUUCUGCCUGAAUCAGGGGAAAUUCAUUGUAGCUCUUGGUUCUGGUUACUUAUGCAGACUUGGUUUGUGUUGAAAAUUUGACUGCCAAACAUAACCUAGUUGUGUGGAGAUCCAUCAAGAGCCAGAUAUUUGAAGAGGAGAUGAAAUACAUUUGUGCGCUGCUACAGGAAGCAGAGCUAUAGAAGAAGUAUGACGUGUGCAUAUAGUCUUGAGAUUCUUUGAGCUGCCAGCGGAAAAGUGCAUUCUGUUGCUGGACAGCAAUCAGAGAGUACCAAACAUCUUCAGUAACUGUUUCACCUAUGGCUUCUGCUUGUAUGGAUUAUUGAUCAUCAGAUAGAUAGAUAAGGGCAAGAACAUUCCAAAGACCACUGACUAUUUAUGCCAGAUGGUGCUGAACCAUGUCGUAGAGAUUUCAUCAAUAUACAUUACAAGUAUGCUUCACAAAUUGAUACGCUGGCCAUAGUUUUUCUCAAGAAUCUGCAGUUGUAGAAAUGUACCAAUUGCUAGGAUCAUGUGCCAGAACUGUGUAUGUAGCCUGUGCUGAGCUUUGCCCGUUAACGAGAUCUCUGGUUGUGUAUAGCGCUCAAAGGCCAAUAAUCUUUUGGAAGUACUUGCUGACUGCUAAGCAUCCAUUCACGUGGAGGAGUUUUCUUUUAACCACUCCUGGUUUUGGGUUUGUCUGACAAGUACGGAAGGCCACAAUAUGAACUAUUCUUGCUACUGACUACCAAGUACCUACUGAACCGAUCAUACUUGGGUGAACUUGCAAAGCUACCUCUGAAAGUCACAGUAUGCUAUUCAAUAUGUCAGCAUUGCGCCAUGGAAUUGAGAAUAGUGCCAUCACCCAUCAGGUGCUGGACAAUGAAGAUGGGCUCGUUACAUACCGCUGUUGAAACAUGGCUUCCCUCUUGCGGCCCCAGUCUAGCCAAGCCGAAGUCCGACAGUUUUGCGUUCCAGUUCUCGUCGAGCAGGAUGUUUGAAGGCUUCAGAUCACGGAAUAUUAUCUGGAAGAACAUAUUCAUAUAUGGCAGAUGAUAUCAGGACUGGGUAAAAGGCAAGAGACUCCAAAAUAGGUACUUGAGACCACGAGCAGUGUCGAGUGCUACUCUCAGCCUCAUUGCCCAUGAAGCGGGCUUUGGUGAUCUUGUUGACAGGUGAUCAGCUAGGCUUCCGUGAGGCAUGAAUUCGUAGACGAGCAGCAACUGAAUCCCCCUCUCGUCGUCCUCUGCGCAGUAGCCGAUGAGCUUCACCAGGUUGGGAUGACCCACCACCCCAAGAAAGUUCACCUCGGUCACCCAUUCCUUAUGUCCCUGGAUGACGAAUCAAAACAUUGGUGUUAUCAUCUGCAUCAAGCCAUCCAGAUUAUGGAUGGUUUUUCGGGUGGAUGAUCGGAUCACCGCCAUGGAUGAGCUCUGACACCAUGUUUAUGCUAAGUUGGGUGGAGCUGGAAGCAAUGCAUGCGGAAAAGAAGAGAAUGUCACCUGGAGGCCUUUGCGUCCGAGCUGCUUGAUGGCGACAUCGAGGCUUCGGCGCGGCUCGAGGGUGCUCCGGAUGGUGCCGCGGUAGACGCAGCCAAAACCGCCCUCGCCGAUCAUGAGUGCACGGCUGAAGCUCCGGGUGGCGCUCUUGAGCUCCUGGAAGGUGAAGAUGCGGAGGUCAUUGUUGGGCCGCUGCGGCAGCGACAGCUGCCGGUACCGGCCAAAGGACUCGACGCUGAUCUCGGACGAGACGGUGAGCGAGCAGCACUCUGAGCCCGACCGCCGUGCGUCAUGGUCCGUGGAGAUGCUGCUGUUGGAACGCGCCGACUGAGACCGUGCAGGCACCUGCAGCUCCUCCUUGUCCCGCUCCUUGUCCCAGCUCGCGAACCGGAAGCACUGCAUCGCGCUUCUUCUGCUUUGACCCCCUCCUGCUCUGCAAUAACAUGACAGCAUCAAAGGUGCAGCCUUCAGCUACUAUAGUAAUCAGUUUCAGACGGCGGUAAAGGCAAGCUCUCGGAUCUUGGAAGCACGGAUUGUGAAGAAGACCAGGUGCAGAAAGCAGCGCCAUUAUUCUAGUACAACCAGAAGGAGGGAGGGAGAGAAACCUUGAAGGCGUCAAAAGAAGAAAACUAACGGGGUUUCAGAAGAGGCAAAAGAGAUUGGCACUUUUCAAAUAAAGAUGAGAUCCUACUGGAUCAAUCAAUUACUAAUGCAAAAGACGCACCAAUCUAAACAAGGACGGUCGACGAAAGGAAGCCACCAGGACCAGAACACACACCCAUGGAGACGAUCAGCCAGACAGAAAUCGCAAGAUCUUUCAAGCCAACAACCGACCAACCAACUGCUCAACCUUCUUCUCCAAAACCAACCCAAGAGAAGUUGAAAUGAAAGACACGAAGCUCUCUUCACGGGACGGGUCGUUUCCUGCUCACCUGGGCAAAAGCCACCUAGCUGAGCCUCCCCCACAUGGGGUUGGGAGGAAGAAGACGCGGCUGCUUCUGGUUCAGGGUACGGGAUUUGGAUAUUGGAUUGCGUAGUUAGUAGGUCAAUGGAUGGCCGGCCCCUGCUUCGGGCUGUCUCUUUCUGUUUGGUUGGUCGCUCGCUGCUCGCUUGCUUGCUUUGGGAGCUGGGACGAGGGGAGGGGACGCGAGAGAAACGUGAGGGUUUGGAUCGUGAUGGGUGCAGGUGUUGAAAUAAGCACGGCGAGGAGAGGGAAAUGGCAACUGACAAUCGCAGGAACAAGAACUCUCAUCAGGGUUGUGGGGUAGUAAAACUAAAAGAGUAAUCAAAGUUCAAAAGAAGAAAAGACUACCAAAAUAGUAAUCACCAGUGGAGCGUAUGGUUCCGUACAUGAUGUACUUGCUGUUCGGAUCUCUCAGAAAGCAACAUUUGUAUA
Triticum aestivum (bread wheat) is the source of this 4468-nucleotide messenger RNA. Its product is annotated as pentatricopeptide repeat-containing protein At5g08305. Gene Ontology annotation, molecular function: protein binding; RNA binding. NCBI's taxonomy places the organism in Eukaryota, Viridiplantae, Streptophyta, Magnoliopsida, Poales, Poaceae. The record is from RefSeq and is a predicted model, not a curated record. Bases 69 to 1553 code for a protein of 494 amino acids. The transcript is spliced from 3 exons. Gene Ontology annotation, biological process: RNA modification.